GGAGGCGGGGGGAGGGUGGGAUGUGCACAUUUCGCUCGGAUGUUUACAGCCUGCUUUAAAUAGUUUUUCUUUUGCCUCCAGCGUGGAGAUAAGAUUUGCAUCUGACAUGGAAUUUGAUGGAGUGGAAAGACAUUGGAGGCGUUUUUAAAAAGCUUUUUUUUUCCAAAAUGAGGAUUUUCGUCGCUUUUGAAGGACUUUGGGAGCCCUUCGACAUUUCAUCAGAGAACACAGUGAAAGAUCUAAAACUGAUGAUAAAGGAUUAUUUUCACGUUCCUCUCUCGGAAGAUAAGCAAGGCAGGCGGUAUUUGGAGCUAAUUUAUGCAGGAGCAGUGUUAAAGGACAGCUGGAUACUUGCUGAUGUGGGCAUAUCAGUUUCUUCGACCAUCAAAUGUGUUGUUAAGGAAGAAGAUAAGCCAGUUUUCUAUGUUUACAAUGCUGUCACUCAUGAAAAAAUGCCCAUCAUGGGAAAGAUUUAUCUCCUGGGGUUAAAGGUUUCCCAGCUUAAAAGCCUGGUAACCCUGAAGUGCGGCUUUCCAAACAGCAUUUAUUGUCUCAGGACGCCAGAGGGCAGAGAGAUGUACGACUGCAAUACCUUGAGUGAUUAUCAGUUAGAUAUAGGCACAACCCUUCACCUGGAUGUUUGGGAUGGGUGGAAAGAAUUCCUGACUGGAUGUCUCUUAGGAAACAAGCCCAAGGUCCAGCGCUAUCUUUCAAAGGAAGAACCAGUGCUCAGAUAUCAAAAGAGGGUAGCUCUUUAUAUGGCAGCCUUUUUCGGGCACCUUCAGCUUUUGGCGUGGCUCCUGAAACAGGGUGUGAAACCCACUGAACCAGUUGGCAUACAUCCCUAUCGAGAGUGGUGCCACGUAAACAGCCAGCCGGAUGUCACCAAUUGUCCAGUUCAUGCAGCUGUUGAAGCAGGCCAACUCAUGGUUCUGAAAGCCUUUGUCAAUUACAGCGUCUUAUGCCUGGAAUGCCAGAACUCUGCAGGACAAACUCCCUUGCAGCUAUGCAUCCAACACAGACACAAGAACUGUGUGCUGUAUUUAGUCACCAAGUUGUGGUCAGUGGUUUCUUACCCUAAUUUCUCUCUUCCCAUGAAAAUCUACAUCAAGUUAAAACUGUGGCUGCUUAAGGCUCAAAAUAACAUCUGUACAAAGAAGCGGCGCAAGCAGACAUCAGUCUUCAGGACUAGGGUUGGGGACACCGUCCUUGUGGAUGGUUUCACAGAACCCAAAAUGACUUCCAAAAGUUUUUAUUCGGCCACAGUCAAGGGCACAGGCAGCAGACGCUAUGAACUCCCAAACAUAAACUAUCCGUUCCAGCACGGGCAGGGUGACUGGUGUUUGACGAUUUCAAAGGGGUACCUAGGGACAAAUGUCAAAUUGCCCCUGGUAGCAGAUGCAAAGAACAUUGCUAAUGCGGGCAGACUGACACAGAAAAGUAACGCCAGGAGAAAGAUUCUGCAUGUUAGCAGUGAAGAAAAUAUGGACCAAAAUAUGUGUUUAGCAAGAGUUCCUCUACCCGCUGUCUCUGUUGUCAAGCCUCUUUCUCGUUAUUCCAUCUCCAAUGCAAAAAUUCUGCUCAAUUCUUCUGUCAAGUCUUUUUCAGAACAUAGUGGAAGAUCACCAAGGGAGAAUGCAAUUUACUGCUUAGCCAUAGCCAGUGCAUUUAAAGAGAAACCUUGGCUCGAACAACUUGGCAUUGCAAGAACCCUGGCUAAAAAAAGCAUAUACAAACCUGUGCGCUUACCAGCCUCCAUUUGAAACGAGCAUUUGCUGGAGAUGAUCCAUCUUGAAAAGUUGUGUUUGGAGAUCCUGACACAUUUGCUGAUAAUUUUAAGCUGUAUUUCCCACCCCACCAAUUAGAUACAAAGAGGAUUACAUCAUGGAAUAUUAAUAAGACAGAUAUAUUCAAAAUGUAAUAUAUAAUUUGUGACUGUAUAUUUUUGGCUCUUAGUGUCAGGCACUGUAAAUUGACAGGCCUUGUAAGCAGUCAGCAUGGUACUUUACAUAAAUUCCAUCUGAGGGGAGUAGAUUGAGAGGGAAUCUUUUUUGAAAGC
This is a messenger RNA of Lacerta agilis (Sand lizard), 2059 nucleotides long. RefSeq names its product ankyrin repeat and ubiquitin domain containing 1 (gene ANKUB1). Gene Ontology annotation, molecular function: protein binding. The transcript is spliced from 6 exons. Bases 117 to 1763 code for a protein of 548 amino acids. The record is from RefSeq and is a predicted model, not a curated record. Lineage: Eukaryota; Metazoa; Chordata; Lepidosauria; Squamata; Lacertidae.